AAUGUAUGCAAGGUUGGUGAUUUCGGUUGCAGCGAAAUAGUAGAGGACACUCCUGUCAGUCCAACUAGAUCAUACCUAACUGGCACAUUCGCUUACAGAGCACCUGAACUUCUCCGAGGACAAUCUGCCAGCUGCAAAGCUGAUAUCUACUCCAUGGGCAUCUGUCUGUGGCAAUUCUGGACGAGAGAUACACCGUAUAGUGGCAAAAAUCAACAUGUGGUGAUAUUUGGUGUGGUGUCAAAAGGUUUGAGGCCCAAACUUAGCGCCGAUAAUAUGCCUGAUAAUAAAUAUCAUGAACUCAUGACAAGUUGUUGGAGUGCACAACGUGACAACAGACCAUCCUCCAAAGAGUUGCUCGAUAUACUAGCUUGCUGGAAUGCCAAAACGUGAAUUAUCAAGUAGGUCGUUAAUUAAUGGAAUUAUCAUGAUAGUGAAUGCCUUUUGUUUUUUAUUCGUCUGUUUGGAGUUGGUGUUUUUUGCUUUUAUGUUUGAUGUUUACUUGUCUGUAAUUUCCCUUGUUGUUUGUUAUUUCGUAUUCAGUAGUAAACUUGCUAGCGUUUCUUUGUUUUUUUUUCAUUUCUUCGUUCUUUUUUGUUUUUGUUUUUUUCAUUUUGUUUCUUGUUCUUUUGUUUAUUUGUUUAGUAUGUUUGCUUGCGUAUUUUUUUGUUUCCUGUUUGUUUUUAUUCAUGUUCGUUUGUUUCCAUGUUGGUUUAGUAAUUUUCAUGGUUGUUUUUUACUUUUCUUGUUGGUAACACUGAAUCAUUUGAAACACUUCCAUAUACUAUUCUUUCAGUUAAUUUUAUGAAAUUACCUGAAUACAGGUUAGAAAUUCAACUUCCAAAGUUUUUCAUACUUAUUUUACACGGACUUGGGUCAUUCGCAGCAUUUCGAAUGUUACUUGCAAAAAUUGGCGCGACAAUUUGUUGUUGUUCUCAAUUGGUAAGCCGCGCCUCCGCAGGAAAAAUCUGACGGUAAAAUUUGGCGCGCUUGCGGGCUAUCCAAGUCCGUCUCUCCAGUACUUUUCUCCCAUAUUUUCGCGCCUUUUUGACCGCUCGCGUGCAUCGCUAUUUUCAACCCCUUGAGAGACGGACUUGAACCAAGUCUAAUUUUACAUAUAUAUGGAAAUUCUCCCGAAAAUCUAGAAAACCAAAGGCAAAGUAUGGAAAUUGUUUAAAAUUUUCAAUGGAAUAUGCAGUUCAAUGGGAUGUUGCGAGACUUUCUACCCUGGAUUCCAGAGCCUUCGACAGUAAAUAAUAAAUUGAAGUGUCGCGAAGGCUCUGGUUCAACGGGGCGAUUCUUUGAUUAAGCCGCGCCAAUCACAAAACAGAAUUAGUGGUUUUAGUACAGAAUCUGUACUAAAACCACUAAUUCUGUUUUGUGAUUGGCGCGGCUUAAUCAAAGAAUCGCUCCGUUGAACCAGAGCCUUCGCGACACUUCAAUUUAUUAUUUACUGUCGAAGGCUCUGGAAUCCAGGGUAGAGACUUUCGGGACAGCGUUUUUUACGCUUUCCGGAAGUCGAGCAACAUCCCAAGUGCAUGGAUGACGCCAACCUCGUUCCCAGUGUCUCACCUCCGUCCUCGGGGCGUGGCGAAGGUGCGACCCUGCACAACAGGUGGGCAAUUUGUCUGAGCAUGCGCGAAGAAAAUCAAUAUGGCGACAUAUAUUAGGAGUGUUUCGUGAAUUUAUCUGGUUUUAAAGCUGAUAAAACAAUAUUUUAAUGAACGAAAACUUUGUAAUAUUUAGUGGAAAACUUUAAGCUAUGCAUUCCAAAGGUUUUAAAUUGAAAAUAAGUACUUUUGCUUUAUUUUAUCGCUUUUUAUGCUUUGAAAACAGGCAAGCUCAUUUUUUGGCAAAAAUGUAAUCUAAUAUUUUACCCAUCAUUUGUUUAAUCUGAACAUAAAUAGAUAGAACACUUGGCUAUAUAAGUUACAAAGGUAUUGUUAGCUUAUCUGAAAGAUUUCAGUAUCCCUGGUACACAUUUUAACAAAGAAUGAAAUGUAAUUUCAAAAAUUUAAUAUGCAUAUCACAAACAAUAGUUUUUAUUAGAACAACACAUAAUAAGUUGUUAUUUUCUAUUUUUACAAUAACAUGUUUGGAAACAGGAUUUAGUCCUCCAGCUUGAUGUCAUAUUCCAUUUAUUUGGAUAUUUCAAUAAAGGAAUGUGAAAUAAUAAUUUAAUCUUGUGCAAAAUUUGAUACCAACACACAUGUGAACAGAUACUAUCACCUAAAAAUAAAAGAAAACAGAACUUAAAUUUAUCAUCUAAUGCUAUGAAAAAAAUCUUAGAUACUACAGGCAUAUAGUGAGCACAAUUCUUUAACAAACUCACUAAAAUAAGUUAAGUUAUACUAUGAUAAGAGGAUGGCAAUAGAUAACAACAUCAAAUGUUGUCAUCUUCAGUGUCCAAAAAAAGUGCCGCGCGCAUUUUUUGUGGUCGCAUAACUGGUAUUGCCACAAACCCAGGUGAAAAAGCAAUUAGAAAAACCUGGUUUUGGGUGAUGAGCAUAGUCAAAUUCUUGACUUAUUCAAUUUUCUAUGUUUUUCCAGGUAAACAGAUUAAACAUUGAAAUAAGCCACAUUCGGGACCUCAUAGAAUCCAAACUAUUGUGUAUGGACCAGACUUUUUUCAAUUUUCUGUGAUUUACAUAACACUAGUUAUAAUUUAAGGGUCAACCAGUAUUGUUCAAGACAUAUUUUCCUUCCAGAACACCUUUUCAAAAUAUUAACCCAAACAUAUCAAAAAUAGUGUACAUUUACAAGGGCAAUUUCAACCCUCUGGCACAUUUUUCCCAUGAAUGAUUUCAAUUCUAAUAAAAAGACUAUAGAUAAAACUUUGAUUUAAAGCUAGUUUCAAGUGAUGAGCAUACCCUAAUUUUUAAGCUAUACCUCAAAGAAGAUGGGCCAUUUCAACAUAAACAUUGAAAUAUGGGUAUACUGACAGCUCUGUCACACGUGUAGUUUGACAUUAGCAGCCCUUCUGAAACAUUUUAAUGAAAGUACAAUUCACAAAAUUCACAUUUUCACUUACUUCUUAACAUCUGUUUUAAUCCAACUAGCUCUGUAGGCACGAGCGAAAUUUAGUGUUGAUGUAAAUAUCCAUUUAGUUCAUGUUUCCCCGGUGAAAAUAUAGUCUAUUCCAAAGCUGAUUUCGACGUACUUUAGCUUUUCAGAAACCGUUGGCCUUCCUCAGUGAGAUUAUCUACUGUUUCACAAAUAUAUUUGAUAGUAAACAGCUAAAAUAUUCUCCGAAAGUCUAUAUUUUAGCUCUUCGACGCGAAAAUGGCAACUCAAGAAGAAAUGAGCCGCUAUUUUUGGUCAGCGUCGACAAAUUGCCCACCUGUUACCCUGCACUAAAAAGGUUGGCAUGACGCUAUCCAGCACAAAAAACGAUUUGGUAAUUGUUUUAUAAAAAUAAUUAUGCAGUGAAACAACGGUUCACUUUAUUAAAACUUUAACUUUAUUUAAACGUUAUUUAAUUAAACGAUUUAGUUUAUUAACUUUAUUAUAGCUUUAUUAACGCUUUUGUUAACUUGUCUCACGUUUACGACUGUCACUUAGACGGAUAUUUGUAUAAUCUAAUUUCUACUGUAAUGCGUCUGUAAAGGUUAACGGGUGUUUGUGGGAGGGUGGUUAUUGUAUGUGGUACUAUGUACAUAUAACUGUACCAUUCGCAAAUCUAGUUUUUGGGGCCAAGUAUUAAUUUUCUUUCAUGCAUAUAAUCUAUUUUAUCUCAGGUGAUAACAGAGAAAGCAGACUACAGACAAACUGAGGAAGCUCAACCGUACGCCCAGCUCAGCGUCAGAAGCCAAGAGUGGCGAUUCACAAAUAUUCCAUCCCAUGGAAUCAAAACCAAAGAGAGUCACGAGAAUAAGAAGACCAGACCAACCACAAGAUCCACUUCAAAUUCAGCUUCAGUUAAAGUAUGGUGACAAAAUAAGGUAUAAUUCAUCGUUGUAAUUAUUUUGAAAAGUAAAUUGGAGAUCGAGCGCAGGAAGGCUGCUUUUAAAAACCACUCUAAAAAUGGCUUGUGCACAAAAGUGGAAGGUUUAAAACGUAGUUGUAUUCAUUCACAUGAAAUUUCUGGCAUCUAACAAAUCCUUCAAAAUAAGGUGCGCCCUCGAUCUUCCCAACGGGCAAAACGACGUUUAUUCAUCGUUGAAUCAACGUCGGAAAUUAAUAUCACAUCCCAGAGUUGGAUAGACGUUAAAAAAGGAUUGAAAAUGCAAAUUGGAUCGACGUUACUCUUUUGACGUUGAAACAACGUUGAGAUUAGGUUGCCAAUCUCGUCAACAAUAAUUCAACGUUGAAUCCGCGUUGAAAUAACGUUGAGAUUACAAGUUGACGUCGUAUUAUGAACCAUACUAGGGAGCUUAAGCAUGUAGGACGGCAACACGACGACGACGGCCAAAACAAAUUCCUUCAAAUAAAUUAUAGCAAAGAAAACUUGUCGUAUAUUAUAAUUCGUAUGAAUAGCUGAAGAAUAAUAUAUGUUAUAAGAAGCUGAAAACAUUGGCUUAUGUUUGGGAAGAGUUCUACUGACCGAAUUUUAAGUUGCACUUGUUGCGACUUGAAAUGCAGGCGUUGUAUAAACGACUUGAAAAUCUGUGAUUUACCGUUGUAAACAGAACGACAACCACGUCUGAAACUCCCCUGGGACUUCAAUUAUUUCUUUCUUUUCAUUGACUCGUUGUAUUGGUUGCCGUCGUCGUCAUGUUGCCGUCCUACAUGCUUAAGCUCCCUAAUGAAUAGACCGGCGUUGAUUAAUUCGACGUCUGUUAGCUGCUGUUGAACUAACGUUUGUAAAACAAUAUCGGAGCAACGUUGAUAUUAGGUUGUCGACGUCACAAGCUUUUUCUACCAAAUUUCAACGUUGAAAAUAACGUCAUGUUACUGACUAUUGUAAUUUUCUUUUACGUUUUUCUCGUGAUUAAUCAAAUUUUCGAUACUUUCUAGAGAGAAAAGUGGUCAACUGAAAGGAUGGCGUUUUUCUCGGUAGCCAAAACUGAAAAGCCGUACCGGCGAAAUCGUUCAAUGGUCAAAUGCCAAGAUUGA
This is a messenger RNA of Paramuricea clavata, 5052 nucleotides long. Lineage: Eukaryota; Metazoa; Cnidaria; Anthozoa; Malacalcyonacea; Plexauridae. The record is from the annotation of a GenBank genome assembly.